This is a messenger RNA of Zingiber officinale, 1473 nucleotides long. RefSeq lists its product as uncharacterized. Lineage: Eukaryota; Viridiplantae; Streptophyta; Magnoliopsida; Zingiberales; Zingiberaceae. Gene Ontology annotation, molecular function: nucleic acid binding. Bases 189 to 1268 code for a protein of 359 amino acids. The record is from RefSeq and is a predicted model, not a curated record. The transcript is spliced from 4 exons.
GUGAGGAAUGCGACGCCGCGUUGCCAUCGAAACCCUUAUUUCUCGCCACAAGCGAAGAAGCGAGGCGACGAGACAGGGAGGAGAAAGAAGAGGAGAGGAGCGGAGCGAAGGCGUGUUACGGCUUCUCGCCUCUACCAAUCCUAUCUCCCUCCCUCGCCCUCUCGUCCUUCUUUCUCUCCUGUUUUCUCAUGGAGUCUUCGGUGGCGACCUGCGCGGAUGACCCGGCGGUGGACUCCGCCGCCUCCGCCACGCAGGAGAAAGAGGGGCUCUAUGGCCAUGUUGACCCUUUCCUGCUCGAGAUCCUUGAAAAUUCUCGCCAUCGGCUUGCAGUUCUGCGAAUGGAGUUGGACAUUCAGAGAUUCAUGCAGAAUCCUCAAGAACAACAGUUUGAAUUUCAACAUUUACCAACUUCUUAUCUGAGAUGUGCUGCUCAUCGUGUUGCCCAACACUACGGUUUACAGACGAUGGCAGUUGAUAAUCCUUUGGAUGGGUCAUGCAGCAGAGUUGUUGCGAGGAAAAUGUCUAAUAGUAAUUAUCCGGCUGUUUGUUUGUCAGAAAUACUGGCAAAAGUUCCUAACAAGGAUACGACUGAGCAGAUUAAGAUUGCCAUUCGCCAAAGACCCAAGACAGCUUCUUCAGGUGAUGGGUUGGAUCCAGGUUUAAAAAGUGAGGUGAGAACCGUAGAAGAGCGGAAGGAAGAAUAUGACAAAGCUCGAGCCCGUAUCUUUAAUGGUUCAAAUAACUCUGAAGUUGAAGGUUCUCUUGCUUCAUCUGAUGGCAUAAGUUUGUUCUUACGUAGAUACGAUGAAUACCAGAGAAAUGAUGAAGAAAUUGAGAAAAACAUUUAUAAUGAUGGUGCUUCCAGAGUAGCCGUUUUCAGAGACAAGGAAAAGGAUCGCUGUGAUCCAGACUAUGACCGGAGUUAUUCAAGCUAUGUCAGAGGGCUCUCACUUCCUCAGUAUUUUAAUCUGCAGGCUUGCAGCGUUAUUCAGCCUUCAUCGCUGCAGCGUCAUGGAAGCAUUUCUCAGUUUGGCGACUUCAGUCAUUUGCCGAGGAACCAAAGUCAUCUGAGCUACCACAUGCCUAACCCAGCCACUGUCAACCCAUAUGCUGUUGGAUGCAAUCAGAACACAGAAGAUGUUGUAUACGUGCAAUGGCACGGCCCUACAACGAUGUAUUCAAGCACAUAUGAGCAUCUUGACCACGCAAUGUUCCAGGCUCCGUUCUAUCAGCAUCACUUGGGCUUUGAAGGCACCCAGAACUGCUAGUGGUAUAUCUUCUCGUCAAGUUAAGAAAAACCAAGAAACAUUUUGUUUGAAUUCAGAAUUCAGAAUUCGUAGAGAUGCUGUCUUUGAUACUCUCUCCGGUUAGGGAAGGAUACUGUGUGAUAUACUCAUUCUAGUUAGAAAAAUCUUUAGCACUUGACCUGUGACGUUUCUUUGCUUGCUAUACACCACUUCAGUGUUAUUAUUA